This is a messenger RNA of Fulvia fulva, 2298 nucleotides long. Its product is annotated as Glucosylceramidase. Gene Ontology annotation, biological process: ergosteryl 3-beta-D-glucoside catabolic process. The record is from RefSeq and is a predicted model, not a curated record. Gene Ontology annotation, molecular function: steryl-beta-glucosidase activity. Lineage: Eukaryota; Fungi; Ascomycota; Dothideomycetes; Mycosphaerellales; Mycosphaerellaceae. The transcript has a single exon. Bases 1 to 2298 code for a protein of 765 amino acids.
AUGCCUUCACAUCGCCUGCGAAUCGACGGCCAGCUCUUCCGCGACAAUCAGAACCGCCAAGUCACGCUUCAUGGCAUCAACAUAGCAGGCGAUACCAAAGUCCCAGCGACACCUAAUGUACCAUCUCACGUGAAAGAGCACUUCUUCGACGGCGACGAUGUCUCCUUCGUAAACCGACCCUUUCCUCUUUCCGAUGCACAUUCGCACUUCUCGCGACUACGACGAUGGGGCUACAACACAAUACGAUAUAUCUUCACCUGGGAGGCGCUGGAACACGCCGGACCAGGAAAGUACGAUGACGACUUUGUAAACUUCACGAUAUCAGUAUUACGGAUAGCGAAAGAGUAUGGUUUCUACAUCUACAUGGACCCGCAUCAGGAUGUCUGGAGCAGAUUCACCGGGGGUAGCGGAGCACCAAUGUGGACAUUGUAUGCGUGUGGAUUUGACCCUCACAGGUUCCUGGCAGGACAAUCGGCCUUGGUACAGAACAUGUUCCCGAAUCCUGCUGAGUUUCCCAAGAUGGUCUGGGCGACAAACUACCAACGACUGGUUGCGCAGACCAUGUUCACGUUGUUCUUUGCUGGCAAGGACUUUGCCCCGAAAUGCGUAAUUGAUGGGAAGAAUAUCCAGGAUUAUCUGCAAGAACACUUCGUCGGCGCAUGUCAGCAUUUGGCGCAAAAGAUCCAUGACGCAGGAGAUCUUGAGGGCGAGGUUGUGAUCGGGUACGAGAGCAUGAACGAGCCCAACAAGGGACACUUUGGACACCCAGACUUGAACGCGAUACCGAAAGAACAGAACUUGCGAAAAUGGACCGCCCCGACUGCAUUCCAGGCGAUGCUGACAGGGUUGGGCAGAGCAGUGGAGAUUGAUACUUGGGACUUUGGCAGCCUUGGGCCGUACAAGAGCGGGACAGAACUGAUCGAUCCGAAGGGUACCACAACAUGGCUUGAUCCCGCGACAUGGGACGAUACAAAGUAUGGCUGGAAGCGAAGUCCGGACUGGAAACUGGGGGAGUGUAUAUGGGCACAGCACGGGAUCUGGGACCCUUCAAAAGACGAGCUACUACUUCCACAAUACUUUGCGAAGCGGCCUAAGACAGGUGAACAGCUGGAUCAGGAUGUGUUCACAAACACCAACUUCAUGGACUUUUAUCGCAGAUACAGGGACGCUAUCCGGAACGUCUGGCCUGAAAGUUUCAUGCUACUGCAGCCCACACCGUUCGAGAUCCCACCAGAAAUCAAAGGCACAGCAGAUGACGACAAGAACAUGAUCUUUGCUUCCCACUUCUACGAUGGUAUCACGCUUAUUACCAAGAAGUGGAACAAAAUCUGGAACAUCGAUGUGCUUGGCGUACUCCGUGGCCGCUACUCGAAUCCCGCGUUUGCUAUCAAGUUGGGUGAAACUGCAAUACGGAACUGCUUCAAGGACCAACUGACCGCGAUACGGAAAGAAGGCAUCGACAACAUGGGUGUGCAUCCGUGUCUAUACACCGAGAUUGGCAUACCAUACGACAUGGACGACAAAUACGCCUAUAAGACCGGAGACUACAGUGCACAAUCCGCCGCUAUAGAUGCCAACUUCUACGCAGUGGAAGGAAGUGGCGUCCAGGGGAUGGCGUGGUGGACAUACACUGUAAACAACAGCCACUACUGGGGCGAUCAAUGGAACGGCGAAGACCUGUCACUAUACUGCGCAGAGGACAAGGCUUUACCAGCUCCGUCAUACGCCGAGAACGGCAGCAAACUCUCCCUCAAUCCCUCAAGCCCUUCAUACUCGGAAUCACAAUCUGAAUCGAACGAACCCGUCACACCGAGCAGUCUCCAGAAGACAUUAUCAGUAGAAGGCAUGGAGACUUCAAUCCGCGAAGAAAAGAAAGGCUACCGCGCAGCGGAAGCAUACAUCCGACCGAACCCCGUCAUGGUCCAUGGCACAAUCAACUCCUACGGCUUCGACUUGAAAAACUGCAUCUUCAACCUCAACAUCACUGCCCCUAGCUCGACACCUACAGAUCAUCCCACCGAAAUCUUCUUACCCGAGUACCACUUCCCUCAGAACGAUGGCAGGACCCACGUCGAAGCGAGUGGUGGCAAGUGGGAGAUCAGGAUCAUCGAUGUUGGGCCUGAAAGUGAGGGCGCGACGCAGCAGGUUCUGAGGUGGUGGCAUGGUGAGGGUGAGCAGAAGGUUAAGGUUACUGGAGUGAAGAGGAAGAGGGGGCAGGUUGGCGAUAGUGCGGCGGAUGGUGUUGUGCCUGAGGACUCGUAUUUGGAGACUUAUACGAAGAAUUGUGCGGUUAUGUAA